AUGCCCGGAUCUGCUCCCAGCUGCAUACACCUGCUCGCUGCUGCCACUACCCUGCCAGUCGUCGCGCAGCAUGUACCGCUCGUCCCACCUCGCCCGCCGCCUCGCGUCGCGGCCCGCCCCCGCCGCUGCACCCGCUCCCUCUCCCAGCUCAACUCCGUCACAGAGGCCGACCUCGCGCACUUCUCCCAGAUCCUGCCCCCGACCGCCAUCCUCUCUACGCUCUCCUCCACCCCCGCCGCCGACCUCGAGCCAUUCAACAAUGACUGGAUGAAUAAGUACCACGGCCGCUCCACCACCGUCCUCCGCCCGCAUACGACCCAGCAAGUUAGCGCAAUCGUCAAGCACUGCAACGAGCGCCGCAUAGGCAUCGUACCCCAGGGCGGGAACACGGGCCUCGUCGGCGGCGGCGUGCCCGUCAAGGACGAGCUCGUGCUUAGCUUGGGAAACAUGAGCAGCGUAAGGGGUUUCGAUGAUGCGUCGGGUAUCCUGGUGGCGGACGCGGGGUGUAUCCUACAGUCAUUAUCUGAUUUUCUCCUUCCUCACGACCACAUCGUGCCGCUUGACCUUGGGGCAAAGGGCAGCUGCCAGAUCGGUGGUAACGUCUCGACAAACGCAGGCGGUCUCCGCCUACUGCGAUACGGUUCGCUGCAUGGGUCCGUCCUCGGGCUCGAGGUAGUCCUUCCGGACGGCACGAUCCUCGACCAGCUGACCAGCCUGCGGAAAGACAACACCGGCUACGACCUGAAACAGCUCUUCAUCGGCGCAGAAGGCACCCUCGGCGUCGUCACCGGUGUCUCCAUCCUCACCGCGGCUGCGCCGCAAGCGUCGAACAACAUGAUGCUCGCGCUUCCGGCCUUUAGCAACGUCCUGCCGCUGUACAAGGAGGUGAAGCGGCAGUUGGCGGAGAUCCUAUCGGCGUUCGAGUUCAUUGACCGGAGGGCCUACGACUUGGCCGUGAAGCACGGACAGGGGAGGGCGCUGGACGAGGCAGACGUGGAGGGCGCGGACUGCUUCGUGCUCGUAGAGACGAGCGGGAGCAACCGAGAGCACGACGAGCAGGACACCGCCGCGCAGAAACUCAACAAGCUUCUCGAAGACCUGAUGGAGCAGGAACCCUCACUCAUCAACACAGGAGUGCUCGCGACGUCCCCCGCGCAAUUCUCUUCGCUCUGGGCAAUCCGCGAGGGCUUGACCGAGGCUGUGGGCAAGGAGGGCAAGGCGUACAAGUACGACAUCUCGGUGCCGCAGGUUAAGUUCAAGGAGGUUCUUGACAUCACGAGGGAUCAUUUGGCGUCGAAGGGCUUGAUGCAUGACGAGGCGGUGAAGCACGUCGUUGGGUACGGUCAUGUGGGCGAUGGUAACCUGCACCUGAACGUCGUUGCGAACGCGUAUACGCCGGAGAUCGAGGCUGCGCUUGAGCCCUUCGUGUAUGAGCUCGUCGCCAAGUACCAAGGUUCGAUAUCGGCGGAGCACGGCAUCGGUGUGAUGAAGACGCACGCGCUGCCAUACUCGAAGAACGCGGUGAGCAUCGAGUGGAUGAAGAGGGUCAAAAACCUGUUCGACCCGAAUGGGAUCAUGAACCCCGGGAAGGUGCUGGAGUUGUAGGGUGUUCUGGUCUUCACGGUUGUAGCGGUAUCGGUCGCAUGUACUGUUAGUCUUUUGGCAUGUACAUAUUUUUGCAUAGCUGUUGUGUAUGCAUACUGCUUUUGCACGGUA
Fomitopsis serialis is the source of this 1716-nucleotide messenger RNA. Its product is annotated as FAD-binding domain-containing protein. NCBI's taxonomy places the organism in Eukaryota, Fungi, Basidiomycota, Agaricomycetes, Polyporales, Fomitopsidaceae. The transcript has 7 exons. The coding region runs from base 1 to 1605 and encodes 534 amino acids. Gene Ontology annotation, cellular component: mitochondrion. The record is from RefSeq and is a predicted model, not a curated record. Gene Ontology annotation, molecular function: FAD binding; catalytic activity.